AUGAUCAUCAAUGCAAUAUAUCCUGAAUUAAAAGGAAGGGGAGAAACUUUGGAUCUGAAGUCUCUAGGUCCAAGCACUUUUGGCCUAAUGAAGAAAAACCGCAAGGAAGAUGAAUCCACUCCUCCUGUCGCAAUUGUUGCAGAGGAGCAUGUUCCAUUGAUCAAUGUUAAUGAUGAUGAUGAUGAUGAUGAUGAAGGUAAUGAUGAUGAAGAUGAAGCCCAACCAGAUAAUGUGGUUAGCCCAAUACUGAAUGAAGGUCCCAAUGUUGUUCAUUCGUCCUUUGAAGCCGGAAGCUCUUCAGCUACUGGUGGCUCUUCAACUCCCCAACCUGCGCACAAUGCUUCCUCAGAGAGGCUUGCCAGGUUCUUAGCUCAACAGUAUAUUGACCCUACACCCCAAGGCAAAGGGAUAUCUAUUGGUUCAGGGAGUUCCGAGGGAGUAAAUCCAUCAGUUUUGGAGCUCAAAGCAGAGAUUGGAGUAUUAAAUUAG
Molecule: messenger RNA, 489 nt
Organism: Lactuca saligna
Lineage: Eukaryota; Viridiplantae; Streptophyta; Magnoliopsida; Asterales; Asteraceae
Source: the annotation of a GenBank genome assembly